Oncorhynchus mykiss (rainbow trout) is the source of this 1462-nucleotide messenger RNA. RefSeq names its product pseudouridylate synthase RPUSD4, mitochondrial. Gene Ontology annotation, molecular function: RNA binding; pseudouridine synthase activity. Gene Ontology annotation, biological process: pseudouridine synthesis. Lineage: Eukaryota; Metazoa; Chordata; Actinopteri; Salmoniformes; Salmonidae. The record is from RefSeq and is a predicted model, not a curated record.
AGGAAGUCCAUUUACAUCAUUUCCGGUGACCAUAAUGGUGCACUCCAGUGUUUUCAGCUUCAGAACGACAUGAGAUUUAACAAUCUUCAAAGUAGCUAGUUAUCAUGAACAGCUAUAGGACGGUUACAUUGGCUUGUAAUAAUGAUGUUAUAAGGACAUGUAAAGCGGCAAUUCGCUCAGGGAAAACAGGCAGUAUUUGUCACAUAUCAAGGGGAGUAGCAUCCUUGCUUACGCGAGCACAUGCUUCUGUCCCGAGACGAGAGGAACCACCACCAGUGUCUGACUCUGACAAGAGACCGAAUCUGAGAGCCAUCGACCUUGCACGCAAAAUUCGCCACGAGAAACAGAGAGGAAAUGCAACUGGUGGUGGGUCAGACGCGGCUGUCCUUAAUCCGUCGGUGCCAGUGUCCCAACUGCAAAAGAGGGUCAUCGAGCUGCGACAGUUCACUCAGCAGCUACAGAAUGUUCACCCCAACGUUCUUGCAAAGCACCUUCACAGAGGUCUGAUCCUCCCACAUCCAGAGCUCGCCGUCGUUAAUAAACCCUAUGGAGUUUCUGUUCAAGAUGGGUCAAGCAACAAAAACAACAUCUCAGACGUGCUUCCAAUCCUUGCCAAGAUGGUGGAUGGAAUAAGGGCUGGGUCUCGGCUGCACGUCUGCCUUGGAUUAGACAAGGAGACGACAGGGACCCUCCUGCUGGCAAGGACUGAGGAAGCACUGGACUAUGUACAAAAUCUUCACAAAAACCACCAAGUGGAGAGGAAAUAUUGGGUUGUUGCUGUGGGCGUGCCUGUUCCCUCUGAGGGAGUGAUUGACAUUCCCGUCAUAGAGAGAGAGGUCACAGGAGCUCAGCCUCACUUCAAGAUGGGCCUGAGUCCUGUGUACAGGGUGAGUGACGGGGGCGAGGGAGUGACCAAAGUGCGGGCCAAUCGGCAGGCCCAGGGUGCCGUGACUCAGUACCGUGUCCUGGACAGCAGCAACGGCUGCAGCCUGGUUGAGCUCCAGCCUAUCACAGGGGUGAAGCACCAGUUGAGGGUCCAUAUGGCAUACGCUCUGGGAUCUCCUAUCCUCGGAGACCACAAAUACUCCCACUGGACCAAACUGGCACCUCAGAAACUGCCAGAUGGUGUGUUGCGGAGGCUGGGACUUGAACAGAGCAAGGCGCGCUAUCUGCCUCUCCACCUGCAUGCUCGUCAGCUGACACUGCCAGAGUUCAAAGGUCAGAGUGACAUUACGGUGUCUUGCCCCCUGCCAAAGUAUUUCACCAGCACUUUGCGACGACUGCAGAUCCCGAUUCCAGAUGAAUGAUGCUUCAGCGCAGUGCAGACAGGAUACAGAAGACUUGCUUAUGAAAUAUGGAGCAGCAUCACUUCAAGGGACCCUUGGCCUAAUGGUUUAAGUUUGUACCUGGACUGGGAAUUAACUGUGUGUGUGGCAAAUAAACAAAACCAUUUUUUUCCUAA